UGCGUCUGGAGGCGGCUCGCCCGGUGCUCGGCGACGCUCUCGGUGUGGCGAGCGGGUUCUGGGAUGCUGGACUGCCUGUGGCGCAAGCCGGUGUGACUCCCACAUGACCGAGAUGUCGCGCCACACAUCGAUCUGCCCACACCGACCCGAUCUGCACAACACCACCCCAGCCGGCCCUGCCACGAUCAGCCAUGAUGUCCUCCUCCUCAGAUCCUGCAUAUCGCACCACCGAGAUUCGGCUUGCGCAGCAUAUCGAGCGCCUGCUUUCCGACGACGGCUGCCACGUCGACCUCCCUCUGCGAAAGCUCCUUCUGGGGGACCAGGGCUGUACGUAUGCGUCCGAGCAAAUCUCACUCGACAUUGCCCGAGUGCUUGUCCUGUCCUGCCGGGGUUCCGAUCGACUUUCUGCUCAACACCAAGCGGCUCUCGGGAUUUCCCAACGACGACGCUGUCAUCGCCAAGGCUCUGCGAGCCCAUGCCUCAGCGUCGAUAGAGGUCAACAAGGAUGGACGACGGAUUCGCCGCAAAUCGCCCGCAAACGUCUCCAAGCUUGCCGAACUCGACAGCCGGACCAUAUAUCUUGAGCGGCUUCCCCCCAACUCAACCGCCGAUGACAUUCGUGGGGCUGUGGCUGCGCUUGUGCCCGUCAGCUCGGUGUGCAUUCCAUUCGAGGGCCGAAAUGGCGCCGAUCGGACCCUGGGCAAGUUUGCGUUUGUUCGACUGGAGCGCCAAGCCGAUGUCGCAAACGCUGUCCAGGCUCUCAACACCAUGACAAAGCUCACGCCCAGGAUGGUCAGCAACCAAGCAGCCCUGCCACCAGGUGAGAGGCUGCUGCGGUGUCUCGACUUUGCCAGCUGGCGAUCCCUGAGCGAAGAAUACCAAGCACUGCUGGAAUAUAACAAAAAUGUACUGCGAGAAACGCUUGAACAACAGAUCAACCGGCACGGCCCUGCGGUGUUCGAACAAGGUGUCGUUGCCGAGUUCACCGGGACGCAUUCGCAAACCAAUACCAAGACUUUGAAGCGCAUGUUUGAGUCGGUAGCGCCUGUGGCAUAUUUGGACUGCCGACGAUCGAAAGGCAGUGGCCGGGGCCACGUACGAUUCAAGACCCCUUAUGGCGCUCAGCUUGCCGAACUGUAUUUCAAGCGCGAGUCUAUAGUGCAAAUUCACGGACAAGAUAUCGGCACCCUCUAUUCCAAGGCCAAGCAGAGCAUGGCGCAUCGCAGCAACCAAGAGCCGGGGCCACAGCACGAUCCAGCGGUCCGACCCGACCCGGCUCUGAUCAAGCUCAGGAUCAUCAGGGGCGACGAAGAGCGGCAGUAUUGGAGCCGGAUUCAAGGACAGCAGCAUGAAAAGUACACCGAACACGACGAAGAACAGCAGCACGGCGAGGGCGUCGAGUCCAUGCGUACUCUCGAUGCAGCAUCCACGAGUCAUGUUGCUGCUGACUCCAUCGCAGCGAGAGCAAAGGAUGAGGCUCCCCCCAAAGCAACCCGAGCGGCAAGCACACCCGAGACCAUACCCAAAGUCACCAGGCAGAAACGCCACGCAGCAGUGAAGGCGGCGCCAGUGAUGCAUGUUCGGUUCGAUGCCUCCGAGCCAGAGGACGACAGCGACGGGGAUGCAAUCGAUACGGCGCAGCUCCCGAACCAUAGCGACAGCACCAAGCGAAGCCGAGCCAGCAACGACGACGGGCCAGAGUCAGAUGGCGAGGGUGGCGAACGGCCGCUGACCAAACGGGCUCGAAGGGACGACGAGGAAUGAGGCGAAUCGCCACCUUUGCCCGCUGAGGCAGCAUUGCUUUGUUUCUGCAAAGCGGAGACAUGGCAGCGCAGGAUUGCGCAGCAGAAUACAUGAAGUAUCUUGCGAGAA
Messenger RNA from Polychytrium aggregatum, 1872 nucleotides. RefSeq lists its product as uncharacterized. The record is from RefSeq and is a predicted model, not a curated record. Gene Ontology annotation, biological process: telomerase catalytic core complex assembly. Lineage: Eukaryota; Fungi; Chytridiomycota; Chytridiomycetes; Polychytriales. The transcript is spliced from 7 exons. Gene Ontology annotation, molecular function: telomerase RNA binding. The coding region runs from base 334 to 1764 and encodes 476 amino acids.